AUGAUCCCGUCUUUUGAACAGAUCAAACCCACAGGGGUUCUCGAUUUCUCUAUGUUGAUGUGUGGUGACACGAACAAAAAAGAGUGUAGCGAUUCUACCUUUCAAUUUCAUUUUUCGGAUGCUUCAAAUCGACUAUUGUUUUGUCUCUCACAGGGGUUUCUUUAUGCGUUCCCUUCACCCUCAUUGAUGUCGUUUUCCAAGGCCAGUCUGGAUAAUCAGCAUCAUCGACUUGGUGGUGGGUUUUCCUUGUGGCUGGUGGAGUUUCUCCCAAUGACGCUUUCCACUCUUACAUCCCCUUUAAUCAACACCUCUUCUUCUUUGCUGCUUACUCACCCUAAAUCAGGGGUUCUUGUUACUAACCAAACAGUAGCCAGAUGGGGAAGAAGCAUCAGGGGAGCUCAGGUGCUUAGCUCAGAGUCUACCAUUAGUUCAGUGUUGGAUAUGUCAAUUCGUUCACUCCCUGGUGAUCAUGGACUUCCUUUACAACAGGCUUUGCCAGAUGUCCCACAGGGAAUGGUGGAUGCUGUAAACAGGGGUGGAGAGCUAUUUUCAAAUUUAACUGCAGGGACACUUGAACAGAUAACUUAA
Lactuca saligna is the source of this 588-nucleotide messenger RNA. The record is from the annotation of a GenBank genome assembly. Lineage: Eukaryota; Viridiplantae; Streptophyta; Magnoliopsida; Asterales; Asteraceae.